Messenger RNA from Aspergillus tanneri, 789 nucleotides. RefSeq names its product ESCRT-II subunit protein SNF8. Gene Ontology annotation, biological process: protein transport to vacuole involved in ubiquitin-dependent protein catabolic process via the multivesicular body sorting pathway. Lineage: Eukaryota; Fungi; Ascomycota; Eurotiomycetes; Eurotiales; Aspergillaceae. The transcript has 2 exons. The record is from RefSeq and is a predicted model, not a curated record. Bases 1 to 789 code for a protein of 262 amino acids. Gene Ontology annotation, cellular component: ESCRT II complex.
AUGUCUUCUCGACGAGGUGUUGGCCUCGGGGCCUUCGCAAACAGAACUCAGGCAACUCAGUCUUUUGCGAGCCAUGGCGCAAACCUCCGCUCUACCCACCUUUCCUCUCUACAAACGCAAUUGUCCGUAUUCCAGUCAUUGCUCCACACCUUUGCCUUGGAGCAUAGUUCAACCAUCAAGUCGAAUCCCACAUUUCGCGCCGAGUUUGCGCGCAUGUGCAAUACAAUUGGAGUCGAUCCCCUCGCUGCAAGUAACAUAAAAGGGAAAAAUGGACGAAAAGCGCCAGGAGAGACCGGCAGUGUUUGGACCCAAAUCAUGGGUGGAGACAUGAACGACUUUUACUUCGAGGUUGCAGUUCGAGUGGUGGGACUUUGUCGGGAUACACGCAGUGAAAAUGGGGGUUUAAUUGGGGUGGAAGAGUGCCGCAAAAGAGUAGGAAAAGGGAAAGCUAUUGGAAGCGGCCUUGAAGUCACUGAUGACGAUGUGCUACGUGCUGUGAAAUCCCUCGAGCCCCUGGGCUCUGGCUUCUCUAUCAUCCGGGUUGGAAGCAAACAGUAUAUUCGGUCGAUCCCAAAAGAGCUCAAUACAGACCAGGCUACUGUCCUUGAGGUUAUACAGGUCCUUGGAUACGUGAGCGUCUCUAUGUUGAGAUUAAAUUUGAAGUGGGAGAAAGCCAGGGCCCAAACUGUUAUUGACGAUCUGCUAGCCGACGGAUUAGUUUGGCUGGAUGCUCAGGCUGACGAGGAUGAGUACUGGUCACCUCAAAACCUUCUCGAUGACAGUGGGUGA